ACCCCAGGAGUGGCUGUGGGCCCCCGUAGCAGCUGACGUGUCUCUUGCCAAGGAGAGGACUGGAGCGAGUGGCGUGGUGAGGAGAAGGCAAGCUGGUACCAUGGGCACGUCUGUCUUCCUGUGUCUCUUUGUUAUCCUACUUACCAGAUGCUCCCCAUCUGGAUGUGCUGGAGAUGUUGACUCUGCAUCCCACAGCACAGCCAGCACCACAGAGAAACCUAUCCUGUUAAACAACAUCGCAGAUGCUGAAGCCUUUGUCAGUGGUGCAGAGGUGGCAGUCAUCGGAUUCUUUCAGGAACCGGAGAGCACCGAAGCGUCCCAGUUUCGCCUGGCGGCCGGCCGGAUCCCGGAGGUGCCCUUCGGCCUCAGCACCAGCCCCGCCGUCCUGUCCCACUACGGCGUCUCGGCGAACACCGUCACGCUGUUCCGCAGGGUAGACAAUGACCGGAGGAAUCUGGAUAUGAACAACGAAGAUGUUGAUACUGAGAAGAUGACUCGUUUUGUUCGGAUAAAUGAGCUCCGCCUGGUGACAGAGUACAACCCUGUGACAGCAAUAGGUGUGAUGCAGAGUUCGCUCCAGUUUAACCUCCUCCUGAUCACAGACAAGAUGUCCCCAAAGCACCCUGAGCGAAUGCGCAAGUUUCGGGCGGCAGCAGAGCUCUUCAAGGGAAAGAUUCUCUUUAUCCUGUUAGACAGCAAUUUGAAGAGCAAUGAACCAGUAGUGUCAUACUUCCAGCUGAAGAAGUCCCAGCUACCAGCUCUGGCUGUAUUCCACACACCAGAUGAUGAGCAUGAUGUGAUGACUGUGGAUGAAAUCUCCAUUGAGCGUGUGCAGGACUUCUGUAAUCGUUUCAUACAAAGAAUGAAGAAGAAAGAAGACGAAUCUGAGAAGCCCCUCAAUGAGGAACUCUGAUUCUUUCUCAGCCAACAGGAUGACUGUGCCCAGAAUCAUCUUAUUCUGGUGUAUUAAGAGUUCACUUCACCCUGCAGCUCGACAAUUUCUGAACCAAGUUGGUCAUGUAUUCCCAUCACCAUUCUAUGUAUAUAUAUGCUGUCUAUCCUCUCCAGAAAUCUCUUAUCUCUUCUCAUUUGUUGGCUCCAGUUCACUUCUUUUCAGUACUCCAGUACCUUUGGUAUUGCCUUACGAUGUGUCCUUCCAUGCCACUCUGUUGGAGCAAAGAGUGGCGUAGCAAAAUGGCAAUAUCAGAGGUAAAGCUAGUAGUUCCCAGGGAUCUGUUUCCCUCAUUCUCUUGGCUUUUGGUGAUAUGCUGGGAUCCACUGUCAGCCUUUCCCGACACUACAAAUGGGUUGCUUGCAUGAUGUCACAUGAACUUUUCCAUUUAUUUUACUAAAUAAAGCAAAAAGUGAAUAGCCU
Lepidothrix coronata (blue-crowned manakin) is the source of this 1375-nucleotide messenger RNA. RefSeq names its product endoplasmic reticulum protein 27 (gene ERP27). NCBI's taxonomy places the organism in Eukaryota, Metazoa, Chordata, Aves, Passeriformes, Pipridae. Gene Ontology annotation, cellular component: endoplasmic reticulum. The record is from RefSeq and is a predicted model, not a curated record. The transcript is spliced from 7 exons. Gene Ontology annotation, biological process: response to endoplasmic reticulum stress; protein folding. Bases 101 to 913 code for a protein of 270 amino acids.